GACGGAGCUGCUAGUCACACAGCGCAGAGCUUGCAAAACCAGAAUUUUUUUACAUCGGUGUUGCAGUUUAUCAACUUCGGUGAGGGAGGGUAGUCGGUUCAGUGGUACUCUGCACAGUCAUUUUAAAAUUAAAAUCAAUCAUGGCAGAAGGAAUUAAAGAAAGAUUUGAAAAGUUCCUUAACGAGAAGAAUGUAAUGACCGACGUUCUGGCGAAGAUCGAAGCCAAAACUGGAGUCAAGAGGACGUACAUUGCACUCGCUGUUGUUGCAGUUGUUGCGGUUUACCUUGUGAUAGGAUACGGGGCUUCUCUCCUGUGUAACCUUAUUGGAUUCGCCUACCCUGCAUAUAUCUCGAUCAAAGCGAUCGAGAGUGCAACCAAAGACGAUGACACAAAAUGGCUGACAUACUGGGUGGUAUAUGGAGUUUUCAGUGUGGCUGAAUUCUUUGCUGAUAUAUUCCUGUCUUGGUUUCCAUUUUACUAUAUGGGAAAGUGUGCCUUCCUGGUUUGGUGCAUGGCUCCGACUCCAACUAAUGGCUCAGUCCAGAUCUACACCCGGAUUAUCCGCCCUUUCUUCCUGAAGAACGAGGCCAAGAUUGACCGUGUCGUGAAAGACCUCUCAGACAAGGCUUCAGAGACUGCUGGCAAAAUUAAGGAGGAAGCAAAAAAAGCAACAGCAAAUAUAAUUUUCGAGGAGAAGAAGAGCUCGUAAGAGGAUCCCUGGACAAAGCCAUGUUUAAAAAGCUUCAUCUCUAAGGAGGACUGUGGUAUAAGUCUGAAUAAAUGUUGCCUUGGAUUUUGUGUUUUAUUAUUUUUAAAUGAACUUGGAAGAUUUUAAGUUUAUGCUCACUAUUUUAUUGUUGUCUGUACAAGUAGCAAAGGAUGUAUUAUGUCAAUUCAGUCUAGUGGCUGACGUUCAAAGCUUAUUGCAAAAACAAAACUAUUUCAGUCAUGUUUAAGAUGGAAGGAACCUUUGUAAUGUAUUGACCUGUCCCCCAGAAGGAAAUAACUUAAUAAACACUUGUUGCUAAUA
Molecule: messenger RNA, 1031 nt
Organism: Lepisosteus oculatus (spotted gar)
Lineage: Eukaryota; Metazoa; Chordata; Actinopteri; Semionotiformes; Lepisosteidae
Gene: reep5
Product: receptor accessory protein 5
Source: RefSeq, a predicted model, not a curated record